Talaromyces stipitatus ATCC 10500 is the source of this 903-nucleotide messenger RNA. RefSeq lists its product as uncharacterized. The transcript is spliced from 4 exons. The coding region runs from base 1 to 903 and encodes 300 amino acids. The record is from RefSeq and is a predicted model, not a curated record. NCBI's taxonomy places the organism in Eukaryota, Fungi, Ascomycota, Eurotiomycetes, Eurotiales, Trichocomaceae.
AUGGCAGUACCCGAAGGCGGUCCGCAGACGCCAGAAAACUCUGCACGGAAUGAGGCCAUCCUAAGAGCCCCAGGCCGGAGACAGAAUCUACAAGCAGAAACCCUACGAACCCUAGUGGUUGAAUUCUCCCCAUUAGAUGAUGGCAAAAGAAUCUUGUACCAAAUGGUUGCAAAACUCAUCAACGGCCUAAAUACAGCGAUCAUCCAACAGACCAACACAAUCGACACUGCACGGCCAGAAACAGCGGAUAACAAUGGAAACAAUAAGGAUAAUUUCACAAGAUUCCUGCCUACUGAUACCGCGAAUAAACAUAUCAGAAUGGCCCUAUCAACCACCAAACCCAUCAAAGAUGUACAGCUAAAUACACCAGAGGCAGCAGAAUCUAUCAUCAGCAAUGGCCUCCUAGUUGGACAAAGAUAUAUCGGAAGUGUAGAACCCUAUAAAGUUGAACUAAAAAGAUGCUAUUGCUGCCAGAAGUUUGGCCACCUAGCUUGGUUAUGCAAAGAACAGUUGAACAUCUGGAAAUCCAGGGCAGGAAUGGAAGCCCUCAUUAACAAUCACCAGAGCCAGAACCUGGAUCUACUAUUAAUCCAGGAACCAUCGAUCACCACAUAUCGCACCUACGUCAACCACAGUGCUUGGCGACUCUAUCGACCAACAUACCUAAAUACCAAUGAAUCUAUCCGAUUCCGCAGCCUCCUCUAUGUCAAUAAGCGAAUCUCAACUUCCUCCCAUCGCCAAAUCCAUUGUAACCACCCAGAUCUGGUGGCCAUCAAAGUAUGGACUGCAGAGAUACAGUUCCUUAUCUUCUUGGUUUACAUCCCAUCACUAGAUAUAUACCAAGCCACUAGCACAACCUCUGCUAAAUCAGCACUAAAAGAAAUUAAAAACACUAUUGAAUAG